Molecule: messenger RNA, 2243 nt
Organism: Neocloeon triangulifer
Lineage: Eukaryota; Metazoa; Arthropoda; Insecta; Ephemeroptera; Baetidae
Exons: 5
Coding region: 292-1413 (373 amino acids)
Source: RefSeq, a predicted model, not a curated record
CACAGGCCGUCAUAAUCUUUCAAACUUCUUUCGAAAGCAAACAGCAAAAGAAAAAAUUGAGCUCAAAACGACUGAGACGUUUGAAAUGAUAUAUAAAAAAAACCGGUACAACAAAAAGCACACCGACGGACAGAUAUUUUGGUCGGUGAUUUUGGCCGCGCGACAGGGAUUGGCGAGCGGCGAGAUUUGCGAGCCAAGUCGGUGCAGUGCGCGUCCGAGCCUCGGACACUCGAGGCGAUUCCCUCUUUCUCUCUCUCUUUCUUUCUUUGUAGUCACAUUACCUGAGCAAACAUGAAUCUCAUGUUCCGCAAAAAUUUCCGUGCAGAGACCAAGGAGCGGUCGUACGGGGGCGGAGGCAAGAGCUCCGGCGGCCGCCUCCGCACCAGGGGCGCCUCGCGCUCCGACUCGGCCACCGCCGGCUACACCCCCAUGGACGACCAGCCCUACAGAAAUCUGAUGCUGGACAAAAUCACCGGCGGCCAUUUGAUGGACACGAUACGCGAGAACGGGCCUUCAGGGUCGUCGCCGGCCAAGAAAAACCAGGGACGCAGCUCGACGGCCACCACCCCCACUCAGUCUGGACCAAUUAGCCUAAAGACUUUAGACAGAGACUGUUUCAUCAUCCCCAUAACCAGCCUGGACAGAUUUUUGCCUGCCGGAGUCACAUUGCCGACGGCUGAGAAGAGGCCGAGCAGUCUGAGCGUCCUUGAAGUGGACGACCCCAAACUGUGCGUCCUGCUGCACCUGAUGACGCCGAUGACCUCGAUAGAGCCAGAAUUAGAGUCGCCACUCGCGCGGCCGCUGGUGCAGCAAAAAAGCGUGGCUGCCGAGAUUUUGGGCGAAGUCGGCUCGGCCAAGUCGGCCACCGAAGGCAUGUUGCUCUCCAAUAUGGAGCACAACGCCGAUAUUCCAUUCAUUUCCUACUAUGUGAUAAACACAAAGAAGACGGACCCCGACGAGUUCUUCAGAGGGUUGCGGGUCAACUCGCUGCGCAAAUUCGACCCGUCCACAAUGCGCUACACCGCCUCGCACACCAUGGACCUUUUCAACGAAGUGGCCACCAUCGCGCGGCCGCCGCUCCACGAACCGGGCACCAAACCGGACAGGCCGCAGUCCACGGGCUACAUCAUCUGCAUCUACAAGGUUUUUGACGGCGACGACGGCGAAAAAUUCGAGAAAAACUGGCUUUAUUGGACAGGGGCGAGGAUGCUUUACCGGUACCUUCCGCGGUCGGCGGGUCUGCGCCGGAUAACCCUGCACAAAUCGGUGUCCCGUGGCGACAAAAUGUACCUGCUGUUGUGCGAGUGCUCACAAUUCCUGGACGACCUGUCCGCGGCAGCCCUACUCAUUCCAGCCCUUCGCGCCCGCCUCUGCGGCUACACCGGCCUCUACCGGAUGGCCGCCUCCUUCUGAUCCCCCAAAGCAAAUCAAUUUUUCAAACAUACAAUUCUCACACCCUUUGAAAUUUAUCAUAUUGAUAAAUAAUCUGAUUUUUUUUCUUAAAAUUCUCUUUAUCAUAGAAAUAUAGAAUUUCAAAUUCAAUCUAAUUAGGCUUGCUCAAAUUAUAAGCACAAAUUUUCCAUCUCCGAUCUGCUUUUGUAGGUAAAGAGCAGACGUUUUUAAGAGCCAAAAUAUUGAUUCAGUUCCUUUUCUCUAUUUUUAUUUCUGCGCGCUCGUAAAUAAUUAAUUAAGAUGAGUAUCGAGACAAGUCUGAGUUUGUAGGGUUUUUGAGUUUUCGCAUCGUCUUUCAUGGUUCCUGAUGAAUAUAUUUAUCUAAUUAAUAUUUUUCUAUUUUCCCUUCGAACACACGCGAGUCACUUUGUUCCCCAAAAGAUUUUACUAGCUCUUAUAUCUCGUCUCAAAUAACAGGGAUAACAAAAAAGUUUUAGAAAUCUCCUUAGCCAAGUGCUGUGAAGCUUAAGUGAAUCGGCGAUUUAUAUAGAAAUAAUUAUAGUCACAAUGCAGGUCUUAAAUAGGAAUUAAAGAUAAUCAAUGCUUUAAAAGAAUUAUAGUGGUGCUAAAAUAAUGGAUUCAAAUCUAAUUAGGGUAGAGUAACCAUCCGGACAUGCAAACUUUUAAAGUGAUACAAAGACUUUUCCGAGUCGAACGUGAUCAAGAGUGAACGAAGAAAAUCUCCAAGGACGUUUUUCACAGAACUACCUGCCGACAGGAGUUUUUACCUUUGAAGAGCACUGAAUAAAAAUCAAAUUUUGGAAACAGAACUAACCGGUGUACUUUUUUUC